AGAAAGUGAUGCAGCUCAAUGUAUUGCAAAUUGACUCUCUCUCUCUAAAGUUCCAAAAUCAAACAACUUUAAAGAAAAAACGGUUAUUUGUUUAACAUACGGACACCUUCCCCUCUCUUGUUCCAUUUCCUCUCAAUUUCACUGGUCUUUCUUGAAGACGAGAAACCCAUGAGGCGAGCGAUAAGAAGACAACCGGAGAGAAGUUGGGUUGAAAUCUAUUGUUUGGGUUGCUCAUGCCUACAGCUAAUCUGGCCAAAGAUUGUAUUGAGGAAAUUGCUCAAUAUCAAUCCUGCUGAAUCGGAGUACAGUGCUGAUACUGAUGAUGGAGACAGUGAUUGUGAUACUGAUAGUGAAGAAUAUUGUGGGUGGCGAGGAGAAUCACGCUUUCGAGAUAAGAAAAACGGUGGGGAUCGGUGUGAAUCUAAAGGAACCGCCUCUGAGUUCCCUACAAAGAUAAGAAGACGUAAUUCAGAGACACUUCGAUCACAAUAUAUAGACAACAAAGAGCUCAGGAUUUCUGUUGGAACGUGGAAUGUGGGAGGAAAACUGCCUACGGAUGACUUAGAAAUCAAAGAAUGGCUAGACUUUGAUGAACCUGCUGAUAUCUAUGUGCUUGGGCUUCAGGAGAUUGUUCCGUUAAAUGCGGGAAACAUUUUCUUGGCAGAAGAUAAUCGACCAGUUGAGAAAUGGGAAUCCGUUAUUCGUGAGACUCUGAAUAGAAUUCGACCUGAGAAGACGAAGCUUAAAUGUUAUAGUGAUCCUCCUUCCCCAUCGAGGUAUAAACCGUUGGAUGACAUCCCGGAUAUCGAAGACGAGCUCGAAACUGACAGUGAAGAUGAUGCGGAAAUUUAUCCUUUAGAUGACGAUUCUAACAGUCUUUUUGAGCUCAAGAAUGUACCACAUGAAAGCGACAAUGAGUUUGUACACAAAUGGGUUUCAAAUUGCAGCGAGAGUGCUAGUUUGCUUACAUCAAAAGAACAGCAGUUUGGAAGACAAUAUUCUUUCUCCAAAAAGAUAGACAGGUUAAGUUUUCUUCGGGGUGAUGGCUGUACAGAAAACUCAGAAGCAUCGGUUACCCAAGGUAAUGAGAAACUACGGAAAACACUGAGUGGAUCUGAAAGGAUGGGUUUGGACUGGCCUGAGCAACCAUUAGAUUUGUUUUCUCAGCGUGUUUUAGAUAGACCGAAUUCUUUCAAAUCAUUUAAAUCUUUCAAAACAUUUAAGUCCUUUAAAACAUAUAAUUCUUUUAAAUUGGCUAGUAAUGGGUCGUCAGAGAUUGCCUUACUCAAAGAAAUUGACUUAGAAUCUAUAAUACGUCGGAGAAGAAGAUCACCUUAUGUAAGGAUUGUUAGCAAACAAAUGGUUGGGGUUUUCCUUUCUGUAUGGGUCCGUAGAAGCUUGCGGAAGCAUAUCCAAAACUUGAAGGUGUCGACCGUUGGCGUUGGUGCAUUUGGUGUUGGUGGUAACAAGGGAUCAGUGGCCGUCAGCAUGUCAAUCUAUCAAACACUCUUUUGUUUUGUCUGUUGUCACCUAACAUCCGGUGAAAAGGAUUCUGAAGAAGUUCGUAGAAAUGCGGACGUCAAUGAAAUACACCGGAGAACCCAGUUUUAUCCGGAUUCGGCCAUUGGCUUUCCCAAGAGCAUUUAUGACCAUGAAAGAAUUAUCUGGUUUGGAGAUCUGAACUACAGAAUCAACUUACCAUAUGAGAAAACACGAGAACUCAUAUCGCGAUUAGAUUGGUCCGCAUUGACUGAAAAAGACCAGCUAGUUCGACAGCUAAAAAAGGGUCGUGUAUUUGAGGGGUGGAAAGAAGGUACUUUAAACUUUCCUCCUACAUACAAAUACGAGCUCAAUUCAGUCAACUAUGCCGGUGGAGAUCCCAAGUCUAUGAGGCGCAAUCCUGCAUGGUGUGAUCGCAUUCUUUCUUAUGGAAAAGGAAUCAGGCUCUUAAAUUAUAAGAGGAUCGAGUAUAUGCUUUCUGAUCAUCGUCCUGUGAGGGCGACUUACAUGGUUGACGUUGAAGCAUUCGAUCAAAGGAAGCUACAGAGGGCUCUUACAUUCACGAAUGCUGAGCUGGAGGAUAGAGGGGCUUUGUCAGACCCUGAAUGCUAGCCAUUGGAGAUUUAGAAAUAUUUCUCCCUAUCCAAUGACUAGACUCUCUAUUCUUUAUACAGUAUAAUAUCUCAGUAUCUAGUUGUCCAAAGGUAUUAUACACUGAUUUAGGAUGUUUUUACUUGGGAUCAUUUAGAAGUUACUAAAGCAGAGUUGCCAAAGAUGAUUGAGAGACCCUCUGUGAGUCUCUAAAGUUGCAGAUGCUUUUUGUCUUCCUUUUUUUCUUUUUAUAUAUUGAUUUGUUUAUUUGUGUUGUAAAUGUCAUUGUUCUGUAAAUGUGUCUCACCGUCUUGUAAUGUUUUAGACCAGGUAUAUUCACAUAGUAAAUCAGAAAUUGUAAACUUGAUAAAUUAUAGAUCAAUGUAUAUCAGAAAUUGUUACAUUUGUACUU
Papaver somniferum (opium poppy) is the source of this 2503-nucleotide messenger RNA. Its product is annotated as type IV inositol polyphosphate 5-phosphatase 3-like. NCBI's taxonomy places the organism in Eukaryota, Viridiplantae, Streptophyta, Magnoliopsida, Ranunculales, Papaveraceae. Gene Ontology annotation, biological process: phosphatidylinositol dephosphorylation. The record is from RefSeq and is a predicted model, not a curated record. Bases 169 to 2112 code for a protein of 647 amino acids. The transcript has 10 exons. Gene Ontology annotation, molecular function: phosphatidylinositol-4,5-bisphosphate 5-phosphatase activity; phosphatidylinositol-3,4,5-trisphosphate 5-phosphatase activity; inositol-polyphosphate 5-phosphatase activity.